AUGUUUGAACCGUUCAUUGCUUCAUCCCUCACGGCGCGCGUGGUGCGGUUCCAGCUGGAGCGCGCCCAGGAGGCGCUGCAGCGCCAGCUGCUGCAUGCAGAGGGCGGCAUCGGCGUGCUGGAGGCACGGCUGGCGGAUGCGCAAUCGGACUCUGAGGCGCUCCGGCAGCGCAUUGCGCUGGAGCAGGCACGGGUGGGGGAGCUGGAAGGGCUGCUGGCCAUCUCUCGGGCCGACCAGUACAAGCGGGACGCUGUGGCCGCGGAGUCGGGGCCCGACCGUCAGCUGGCGUCGCUGCAGGAGCAGAAGCGGCUGCUGGAGGAGCAGGUGGCCACGUUGCAGCGCCAGGUGGACGGGCUGGUGCAGCGGCGGGAGGCACAAGACGUGGAGCUGGGCCAGCUGCGCUCCCGGCUGGCGGCAGAGUUUGAGGUGGGGGCCAGCCGCGGCAACCACGCCGCGCAGCAGCGGGGCGAGGCGCUGGCGCAGGAGCUGGGAGAGGCGCGGCAGCAGUGCACGCAGCUGGCUGGGGAGGCGGAGGUGGCGCGGGCAGAGGCUGCGCGGCUGGCGGGGGCGCUGGACGGCGCGCAGGCGGCGCUGCAGGCGGCGCAGCGGGAGCUGGAGGAAGUGAAGGGGCUGCUGGUGCUGCAGGAGGCGGCUGGUGGCAGUGAUGCUGGCGCUGAUGGCACAGGAGCCGGUGCCACGUCUGCCAGGCUGGCGCAGCUGGAGCAGCACAACCGCCAGCUGGCAGUGCAGCUGCAGACGCUGCAGGGGGAGGCUGGCAGGCACGCGGCGUCGGCGGCGGGUGUGUGGGGUGAGGUGCAGGAGCUGCAGCAGGAGAAUGAGCGCCUGCUGGACCUGCUGGGUCACAUGGACUCUGAGCGUGCCAGGCUGGCACGUGAGCGGCAGGAGCUGCUGGGAGAGCUGGUGUGCUUGCGAGCCACCGCACCCGACCCCGACCCCGGGCCCAGCAGCGCCGGCGACAGCGCCGGCAGCGGAGAUGGCAGCAGCACCUCCCAGCAGCAGCAGCAGCAGCAGCAGCGGGUAGAGGAGCUGGAGCGGCGGUGGCGGCAGCUGGAGGCGGAGCUGCAGGCGGAGCGCCAGCGGCGCCAGCAGGCUGAGCUGGACUUUCAGGAGCUGCUCACAAACAUGGACCUGCUGCACGGCUCGCCCUCGCCCCCCAGCACCGCAGGCAGCCCGCCGCCGGCAGCGGCGUGCGCUGGGGGCAGCGCCGGCAGCGGCAGCGGCCUUGCCGGCCAGCAGCAGCAGCAGAUGCGGCCGCAGGCGGCGCAGCUGCAGGCGGCCGUCAGCUCGCUGCAGCACAUUGCCCAGGGCCUGAGCAGCAUCAGCGGAGAGGGCAGCGAGCGCCUGGGGCUGGGGCUGCGGUGCUAG
Chlorella variabilis is the source of this 1386-nucleotide messenger RNA. RefSeq lists its product as hypothetical. Lineage: Eukaryota; Viridiplantae; Chlorophyta; Trebouxiophyceae; Chlorellales; Chlorellaceae. The coding region runs from base 1 to 1386 and encodes 461 amino acids. The transcript has 6 exons. The record is from RefSeq and is a predicted model, not a curated record.